Sorex araneus (European shrew) is the source of this 294-nucleotide messenger RNA. Its product is annotated as mitochondrial inner membrane protease subunit 2-like. The coding region runs from base 1 to 294 and encodes 97 amino acids. NCBI's taxonomy places the organism in Eukaryota, Metazoa, Chordata, Mammalia, Eulipotyphla, Soricidae. Gene Ontology annotation, molecular function: serine-type peptidase activity. The record is from RefSeq and is a predicted model, not a curated record. The transcript has a single exon. Gene Ontology annotation, biological process: mitochondrial respiratory chain complex assembly. Gene Ontology annotation, cellular component: mitochondrial inner membrane peptidase complex.
AUGGCUCAGGCGCAAGGCUGGGGAAAAAAGUACUUCAAGACCUUAUGUAAAGGGUUCUUUGUGGCUGGUCCCGUGGCAGUGACUUUCCUGGAUAGGGUCACCUGCAUGGCAAGAGUGGAAGGAGCCUCCAUACAGACUUUGCUGAAUCUUGGAGGAAGCCAUUCAUCUGAUGUGGUACUUUUAAAUCACUGGAAAGUGAGGAAUUUUGAAGUACAACAUGGGGACAUUGUAUCAGUGGUCCACCACCAUGCUCCAGGCCAUGUUCCAGACACUCGCCCUGAACUUCACGCAUGA